AACUGCUUCUUGCAUUUCAUUGAUCAAAUGGAAAUCCACCUAGCUGAAAUGAGUCAAGGGGAUCAGAAUGAUCUCCAGCACCUUACAUCAACCAUCGCUGGAAAAAUCGGCGACGGUGUCAAGAAAACUGAAUCCGUCUUCGAUUUAGCUUGCAUUUAUAGGGUGCCUGAAGAGCUUCGUAAGCUGAAAAAAAGCGCCUACACCCCUCGUCUCAUCGCUAUUGGCCCUCUUCACCGAGGAGACAAACACCUCCAAACACCCUUGCAACACGUCAAAAUGAGCUACACGAAUUACCUGUUCUCUCGACUGACCGCAGGAAUGGAGGACCAUGAAGCAGUGCACACAAUGACGACGGUGCUACAGAAUUGUGUAGCAGAAAUGCAGGCAUCGAUAGACUAUGCGAAGAAAUUCUACACAGAAGAAGUUACACUGGAUGCAGAAAUGAUGUUGGUCGAUGGUUGUUUCAUCCUCGAAUUUCUCUACAGAUAUCGCACCCAAACCCGAACGGUAAUUAAGGAAUCUAAAAGCAUCAGCUCUUUUAUCAUUAUUUUUGUUAUUGUAAAUUUUGUUCACCGAAAGAGAAACGUAGAAAAAUUAGGACAAAAAAGAGAUCCUAUUUUUGGCAACACAUUGACCUUGUCCAACGUGAAAAACGACUUGGUACUCCUGGAGAACCAGAUUCCUUUCUUUGUGCUUGAGAAAUUGUUCCAACUCACGGUGGAUGGAAUCCGGAAUCGCCCCGACGAGAACUGGUCGCUCACCGAUUAUUUGCGGAGAUGCUAUGACUUCAAGACGAGUCACGAAAACAAGGAAAGCAUUAGUUACUGUCAUAUCCUCCAUAACCUACAAGAUUGAUACCGUCCUGCUGAUGAGACAUUGACUGGGAAACCAAUGAUUAGUGAGGGAGUACUCAUGCCUUCGGCGUUAGAGCUCGAGUACGCAGGAGUCAAGUUUGUCCCCGACCAAACAAACAAG
Rhododendron vialii is the source of this 975-nucleotide messenger RNA. Its product is annotated as UPF0481 protein At3g47200-like. The transcript has 3 exons. NCBI's taxonomy places the organism in Eukaryota, Viridiplantae, Streptophyta, Magnoliopsida, Ericales, Ericaceae. Bases 28 to 855 code for a protein of 275 amino acids. The record is from RefSeq and is a predicted model, not a curated record.